UGUCAGUUAGAGCCACAAGAUGGCCGCGGGGGCAGCUCCGCGCCUCAGCGCGCCGGGCCCGGGAGCCGCCGCCGGCCGCUCGGCCGCGCAGCCCUGAGCGCCGCCCGGGCCGCCGCGCCGCACCGUGCCAGGGCCGUCCGCGCGCCCGCCGGGCCCCCGCCGCCGCCGCGGGCCCCGCCGAUUCGGGGCAGCCGGAGGGAGCCGAGCGGCCCCGCGAGCCGCCGGAGCCGGAGCCGGAGCAGCCGCGUCCCGCGGGCGCGAGCAGCAGCAGCAGCAGCAGCAGCAGCAGCAGCAGCAGGAGCAGGCGGAGGGCCGCGGCCGGGCCGCGCCGGGAGCUGAGCGGGCGCCCGCGAGGCCGCCGCCGCCGCCGCCGGGGACGGAGCCCAGGGAGAAGGAACAAGAAACACAAGAAGAGGAACAUUUGAUGGAAGAAAAGAAAAAGAAAAAGCAGGAAGAAAAGAAGAAGAAGGAAGGUGCUCAGAAAAAGGCUGCUGAUCCAAAAACCAAAGUGCCAGAACCUACUAAGACCUGUCCGAGCCAGCCCCAGCCUGCCAGUGCCGGCAGCAGGACUUGCACCAGCACCAUCUGCAGCAGCAGCAAUGGCAAACGCGCAGCAGCCAGCAGCCAGCAGCCAGCUGCCUCACGCUACCUGCCUCGCGAGGUGCCGCCACGCUUCCGCCAGCAAGAACAGAAGCAGCUCUUAAAGAGGGGCCAGCCGCUGCCCACAGGGACUCUGACCGGCGUGAGCCCUGCGCAGGGGGCCGCGCCCGCAGGGGCCAGCUCGCCUCCCCUCCCUGGAGCCAGCACGCAGCCACCUCCCAGUCAGCUCCCCGCAGAUCUCAGUGGAUUGGCAGAGCGUUAUGAUAACCCCCAGUGGGGAGAGCCGCCUACUCCCAAGAGUGAAGCCAGCCGCGGCUGGGAUCAAGUGAGCCUGGAUAGGUUGGACAAGGAGGCGUGGCCUUCCGGCCCGGGGCCCGAGCCCCAGGCACCCUCAGAAUGCCCCGCAGACACUGACUCUGCCUGCAGCUGCAGCUCGGAAGGCAGCAGCAUGGCUGCAGCCAGCGCUCCGGGCAGCUUCCCUGCACACAGCAAGAAGGCCAGCGGCAGCACUGGCACCCAUGGCACGGCCGUCCAAAGCCCUGCCAACCCAAGUGCCCUCGGCACAGGGGGCGCCGGUGGCAGUGGCGGCGCGACCAGAGGAUGGGGCAUAGCCACAGGCUCUGGCUCUGGCCUCCCUCACUGCUCUGUCGCCGCUGGGGAUGGGAAGAUGGACAACAUGAUUGGAGAUGGGAGAAGUCAGAAUUGCUGGAGUGCUUCCAGCUCCACUGCUAGCAUCAGUCUCAACCUUAACCCUAAUGCCAACCCCGCUGCCUGGCCUGUGCUCGGACAUGAGGGAGCUGUGGUGACAGGUAGCCCCGCCAGUGUUUGCAGUCCAGUCAGUGCCAUAGGUCAGAACAUGGGCAACCCGAACGGGCACCCACCGGGCACCUCAGGUGCUUGGGGCAGCGUGCUGUCGCAGGAGAGCACACAACCACAGCCGUCCACAUCCCAGAAUGUGUCCUUGAGCACACAACCUCAGAACCUUCACACUGACGGACCAAACAACACUAACCCCACGAACUCCUCACCAAACACUGGCAAUGCAGUGCAGACCAACGGACUGCCCAACUGGGGCAUGGCUGUGGGCAUGGGGGCCAUCAUCCCGCCCCACCUGCAAGGCCUGCCUGGUGCUAACGGAUCAUCACUUUCUCAAGUCAGUGGAGGUGAAGGAAUGAACAGUUCUGUGUGGGGAUUGUCCCCAGGAAACCCCGCCACAGGAAGUAGCAAUUCCGGGUUCGGUCAGGGGAGUGGAGACACUGUGAACUCAGCACUCAGUGCUAAGCAGAACGGAUCCAGCAGUGCUAUGCACAAGGAAGCAGGUGGGGGGAGUGCCUGGGGCUCAGGCCCUCCCGCUGGUCCUGGAGUACUGGCCUGGGGAAGGGGCAAUGGCAACAUGCAUGCAGGGGCUUGGGGCCACCCCAGUCGGAACACCUCUAACGGUGCAGGUGGGGAAUGGGGAAAGACCCCAAACCAGCAUUCCAGCAGUGACAUCAAUGGGAAAGGACCCACAGGGUGGGAGAGUCCUGGUGUGGCCAGCCAGACUCCUGCCAUGCAGCCUGGCAGUGAACACGUGACCUCUUGGGCCAAAGCUGCACCUUCUGGAACCACAGCAAGUGAAGGCAGUAGUGACGGUUCCAGCAGUCACAAUGAAGGAGGCGCCGGGAGGGAAGGAGCAGAAAGCCGGAGGCGAGACAAAGGGCUCCUGGACCAGGGGCACAUCCCGCUGCCAAGGAGCGACCUGGACCCCAGAGUGCUGUGCAACACUGGCUGGGGCCAGACUCCUGUCAGGCAGAACACCGCCUGGGACUUGGAAGAGUCCCCGAGGGCCGAAAGGAAAAGGGACGAUGGGACGGAGGCCUGGGGCUGCGCAGCCUCUCCACCCUCCAACUCAGGGGGCAGGAGCGAUGGGUCCAGCGUGAAAAGUACAAAUACCUCUACAGUAUCGGGGUGGGUCAGCUCACCCCCUGCUGCUGUGCCAGCAAAUGCAGGCUGGGGCGACAACCAUGGCAAAGCGGCCCGUGGCCCAGGCGCCUGGGGGGACACUGCGAGCUCUGCUGCUGCCACCAAGAGUGGCCACACUUGGAGUGGGGCCGCUGGUCAGGAGGACAGAUCCCCCACCUGGGGGGAACCUGCAAAACCCAGAUCCCAGAACUGGGGAGACGGACAAAGAGCGAACCCCAGCUGGAGCGCAGGGGCAGGAGACUGGGCCGACUCGGCGUCUGUGCUGGGCCACCUGGCGGAAGGGAAGAAGAACGCGCCUGGAUGGGAUGCUGAGAGCAGCAGGGCAGGGCCUGGGUGGGGUGAUAGCUCAAGGUCUGGAGCCGGUGGCUGGGGCACAAAUGCAAAGGUGAAUCCAGGUACAAACUGGGGGGAAUCUCUCAAACCUGCCCCCCAACAGAACUGGGCUACCAAGCCACAGGACAACAGCCUGAGCAGCUGGGGGGGAGCUGCUUCUGUGAAGCAGACAGGGGCAGGGUGGCUUGGGGGGCCCGUGCCAGUGAAGCAGAAGGACAGUGGGGAGGCCACCGGCUGGGAGGAGCCCUCGCCUCCAUCCAUCCGACGCAAAAUGGAAAUUGAUGACGGUACCUCAGCUUGGGGGGACCCAAGCAGCUACAACAACAAAGCUGUCAACAUGUGGGACAGGAACAACCCGGUGACCCAGAGCAGCGCCACUGCCACCACCCACAGGGGCGGGACGCCACCACCGCACCAGGCCAGCUCGCAGCUGAACCGAUCGCCAUUGCUUGGGCCAGUUUCCUCAGGCUGGGCAGAGGUGCCCAACAUCCACUCCAAGGCUGACAGCUCCUGGGCUGAGCCGCCCUCCCCCUCGGCCCUGGUGGACAAUGGCACAGCAGCGUGGGGGAAGCCCCCGAGCAGCAGCAGCGGGUGGGGAGAGCACCCGGCCGAGCCGACAGUGACCUUCGGAAGAGCCAGUGCCCCAACUGCUGCCCCAGCCCUGUGCAAACCAGCUUCCAAAUCUAUGCAAGAAGGCUGGGGCAGCGGUGGGGACGACGUCCAGCUCGGCGGCGGCCAGUGGGAGGACGAAGAGGGGGACCUGUGGGACACCGCUGCCUCCCAGGAGAGCGCCGCCUCCAACAGCUCCUGGGGCGGCACCUCCAAGAAAGGACUAAAGGGCCUGAAGACAUCUGCUAAACAGGACGAGGCCUGGAUCAUGAGCCGGCUGAUUAAACAACUCACCGACAUGGGCUUCCCGAGAGAGCCAGCCGAGGAGGCCUUGAAGAGUAACAAUAUGAAUCUUGACCAGGCCAUGAGCGCUCUCCUGGAAAAGAAGGUGGAUGUGGACAAGCGUGGCCUGGGAGUGACCGACUACAAUGGCGUGGUCCCCAAAGCCCUUGGCUGCCGCCCACCCAUCUCCAAAGAGUCUUCCAUGGACCGCCCCACCUUUCUGGACAAGCUCACCCUCCCUCUCCCCACUCAGGAAGGCGGCCUCGUGGAAGAGCCCACGACCUCACCGUUUUUGCCUUCCCCCAGCCUGAAGCUCCCCCUGGCAAACAGUGCACUCCCCGGUCAGGCCCUGGGUGGGGUCGCCUCAGGGCUGGGCAUGCAAAACUUGAAUUCUUCUAGACAGAUUCCGAGUGGCAGUCUGGGUGUGUUUGGCAACAGCGGAGCAGCACAAGCCAGGACCAUGCCGCAGCCGCCGGUGCCACCUCUGAAUUCCUCCCAGCCCAAUCUCCGUGCUCAAGUGCCUCAGUUUCUAUCCCCUCAGGUUCAAGCACAGCUUUUACAGUUUGCAGCAAAAAACAUUGGUCUCAACCCUGCACUACUGACCUCGCCAGUUAACCCUCAGCAUAUGACGAUGUUGAACCAGCUCUAUCAGCUGCAGCUGGCAUACCAACGUUUACAAAUCCAGCAGCAGAUGCUACAAGCCCAGCGUAACGUUUCCGGACCCAUGAGACAACAGGAGCAGCAAGUCGCACGCACAAUCAGUAACCUGCAGCAGCAGAUCCAGCAGCACCAGCGCCAGCUGGCCCAGGCCCUGCUCGUGAAGCCACCGCCUGCGCCACCGCCGCCCCUGUCUCUGCACCCCUCUGCAGGCAAGCCGGCCACGGAUAGCUUCCCCCCUCACCCCCAGGCUCCUGGCCUCCCCGACCUGCAGACCAAAGAGCAGCAGUCUUCACCCAACACCUUUGCUCCUUACCCGCUCGCUGGACUGAAUCCAAACAUGAAUGCCAGCAGCAUGGACAUGGCCAGCGGCUUGUCGGUGAAGGACCCGGCUCAGUCCCAGUCACGCCUCCCCCAGUGGACACACCCCAGCUCGAUGGAUAACUUGACCAGUGCUGCCUCUCUGGAUCAGAGCCCUAGCAAACAUGGUGCUAUCCCUGGGGGUCUCAGCAUUGGCCCUCCAGGCAAGUCCUCCAUGGAUGACUCUUACGGCCGGUACGAUCUCCUCCCCGACAGCGAGUCCCCAGCCAGUCCCCCCGUAGCUGUGCCCCAUAGCUGGUCACGUGCCAAACCUGACAGCGAGAAGAUCUCCAAUGGCUCCAACAUCAGCUGGCCCCCAGAAUUCCACCCCGGGGUCCCGUGGAAAGGACUUCAGAACAUCGACCCCGAAAACGACCCUGACGUCACACCCGGCAGCGUCCCCAGUGGGCCGACUAUCAACACCACCAUCCAGGACGUCAACCGCUACCUCCUUAAGAGCGGAGGGCCCUCCCCACCGUCCUCCCAGAAUGCCACGCUGCCUUCCUCGAGUGCCUGGCCACUCAGUGCCUCCGGCUACAGCAGCUCCUUGAGCAGCCUUGCGUCGGCACCUAGUGCCCCAGGUAAGCUGUCGGACAUGAAAUCAACGUGGUCCUCCAGCCCGGCCUCCCACACACAAGCCUCCCUGUCUCACGAGCUGUGGAAGGUGCCUAGGAACCCUGCGGCACCCACGAGGCCGCCGCCCGGCUUAGCCAACCCCAAGCCUUCCUCCACGUGGGGUGCCAGCCCCCUGGGCUGGACCAGCUCCUACUCCUCGGGUUCUGCUUGGAGCACUGACUCCUCAGGAAGAACAAGCAGCUGGCUCGUCCUCCGAAACCUCACACCCCAGAUCGAUGGUUCUACUCUGCGGACACUGUGUCUGCAGCACGGGCCUCUCGCCACCUUCCACCUGAACCUGACCCAGGGCAACGCCGUGGUCCGUUACAGCUCCAAGGAGGAAGCCGCCAAGGCCCAGAAGUCCUUGCACAUGUGUGUCCUAGGAAACACUACCAUCUUGGCAGAGUUUGCCGGCGAAGAAGAAGUGAACCGCUUCCUAGCCCAAGGCCAAGCACUGCCACCCACCUCCAGCUGGCAGCCGAGCGGCGGGGCGGGCCAGCCGCGGCUGGGCACCUCCGGCAGCUCCCACGGCCUGGCGCGCAGUGACGCCGCCCACUGGAGCGCUCCUUGCAUAGGCAGCAAGGGCAGCAGUGAGCUGCUGUGGGGAGGGGCACCCCAGUACUCCAGCAGCCUCUGGGGGCCCCCCAGCACCGAUGACAGCAGGGUGGUUGGCAGCCCCACCCCGCUGAGCACCCUGCUGCCCGGGGACCUGCUCAGCGGGGAGUCCAUGUGAGCCGCGGCCUGGCGGCCCUCUGUACCUCUGUCCAGGACUGCAGACAGACCUGCACACAGCCCCGUGGACUGUUCCCGCAGCGCGGGCUGCGCCGGGUCGGCGUCACUGCGCACGACAGGAUGUUCCUCAUAGCUUUUCAUUUUGUGUUGUCUUAUGUUUGUACGGUGUGUUGUCAUUUGAUUUUUUAAGUAUAAAAGCUGCUUAGACUAGUUCUAUCAUGAAGGGCACUUUUCAGACUGUGGGCUGCGGGGAAGACUAAGCCUGUCCAAGUGAGCCUGGGACAAUUGUGCACAUACCAGGGUGGCAGGGCCACGGGCAGGCCGGCAGGCCGGCGGGCCGGCGGGGACAGCCACCGCCGCCACCCCGCUCCCAGCCCCCGCCCGGCCCGCCUAUGCACGUGGCCCUUGUUGCAUUACUUUUUCAUGUCAUUUUUUUUUAUCCCAAAAAAAUAUUUUUUAAAAGUUAAAAAAAAGACAUAUCAAACAUGCAAAUACUUGAAUCCAACAGGCCAAUAAUGAAAUGUGAACACUUUGUAAAUCUAAUCCUAACUUCCAGGUCGCCAUCAGUACACAAACAGGCUCUAGGAAGACUUCCGAGUCCACAGGCUACGCGUGGGUGCGUGUGAGGAGGCGUGC
Ochotona princeps (American pika) is the source of this 6786-nucleotide messenger RNA. RefSeq names its product trinucleotide repeat containing adaptor 6C (gene TNRC6C). Gene Ontology annotation, cellular component: nucleoplasm; P-body. The transcript has 23 exons. NCBI's taxonomy places the organism in Eukaryota, Metazoa, Chordata, Mammalia, Lagomorpha, Ochotonidae. The record is from RefSeq and is a predicted model, not a curated record. The coding region runs from base 425 to 6151 and encodes 1908 amino acids. Gene Ontology annotation, biological process: miRNA-mediated post-transcriptional gene silencing; positive regulation of nuclear-transcribed mRNA poly(A) tail shortening. Gene Ontology annotation, molecular function: protein binding; nucleic acid binding.